Molecule: messenger RNA, 2569 nt
Organism: Anthonomus grandis grandis
Lineage: Eukaryota; Metazoa; Arthropoda; Insecta; Coleoptera; Curculionidae
Product: RING finger and SPRY domain-containing protein 1-like
Exons: 8
Coding region: 293-1918 (541 amino acids)
Cellular component (GO): cytoplasm
Molecular function (GO): protein binding; ubiquitin-protein transferase activity
Source: RefSeq, a predicted model, not a curated record
GACAUUGAUAGAAAUCAGCUGUUCGAACUUGAAGCCAACCUCAACCAAUAAAGGGCACUUAAAAACUGAUAAACACGGGGCUGCGAUGGUUAAGGGGGCCCACUGAUAGCACGCGAGUCCUAAUGUCCAAAAAAUCCGUAAACCAGAGAAGAUACGACGGCACCAGUGACCUGUUUUUAAAAGUGAAAAUCACUCCAACCUAGAAAAGAAACUUGAGGGGGCCACCCACUUUUUAUUUAUUAUUUUACCCGAAUUAUGUGGUCGUACGGUUAAAUUCAACACGGCAAACGGUAUGGGUAUGUGCUGGUGUAAAAAGAAGAACGAGGAAUUGGAGUAUGCCGCCCAUAUACCCCAGCAAGAUUCCGACUUGGUUGUGCAGGAUCGGGUGGCCGCCCCUUUAACUAGCACUCCUCCAGCUCAAGUUGUUUAUCCUGCGACCAUUCCUAACCCGUUUUUAAAACCGAAUUCUGCAUAUAUUGACCAGUUGAUUCUGGAUACACUUGGGGUUAUUGAAACACUUGUGGACAAUGAAACAGAACCUCCCAGUGCAAUGCUUCAGCUGCAUAAUAUAGCUGAUUACGAGGACGGAUGGAUUCAAGUGGUAAACUCUCUUAUUAAGGUUAUACCUUUAGCUGACCCCUUGGGGCCUUCUGUUAUAACUUUACUUUUGGACGAUUGUCCUUUGCCAUCGAAAGAAUCGAUUAUUAAGGUGGUAAACCAGUUCAAACUUUCUCGCGAAACCGCCCUGGCAGACCGAUCUAACCCGACUAGACAAAGAAACACUUGUGUCGCUUUAGGAAGUAUUGCGGAAAAACUAGCAGGGCCUAGAAACAUGGAAAUUUUAAACGAGGGCGUUAUAGAUUAUCUGUUGACCAAUUUGGAACCGGAAACGAACCCGAACGUGAUACUUUUUUCAUUAAUAGCUUUAGAGAAGUUCGCGCAAUCUAGUCAGAAUAAAGCCUCAAUUUUAAAGAGGCUCAAGAGGCUACAGCCCUCUCCGAUCCUCUCCCUGGAAGCCUGGAAGGAGGAAACUCACUACGUUAAGAGGCAGGCGGGCUUCUGUGCCCAGUGGAUCCUCGAUAACGUCUUUGUGGUCGAGGACAGGACUUACUCCUAUCAAUUGGCGAAUAUGGAGAACAUUAACGCGAUGUUAAACACCAGCGACGUGAGCGAGUACCUGAAAAUAUCCCCGGAUGGUUUGGAGGCGCGUUGCGACGCCUACAGCUUCGAAAGCGUCCGUUGUACAGCCCAAGCGGACUCGGGCGUUUGGUACUACGAAGUACUCAUCAUUACCCCGGGGGUCAUGCAAAUCGGGUGGGCUACAAAGAACAGUAAUUUCCUGAAUCAUGAAGGUUACGGCAUCGGGGACGACCGGUAUUCGCUCUCUUACGACGGCUGUAGACGACUGAUAUGGUACAACGCAAAAUCGGACGCUCAAAAGUUGCCCAGGUGGCAACCGGGGGACAUUUUGGGCUGCCUUUUAGACCUCGAGAACCAGCAAAUCAUCUUCUCGGUUAACGGGGUCAGUUUGCCCCCUACUGUCCACGUAUUCAGCAUGGCAAAGCAUGGAUUUUUCGCCGCCGCCUCUUUCAUGUCCUUUCAGCAGUGUCGUUUUAAUUUCGGGGCGGAGCCCUUUAAGUAUCCCCCUAAGGGGCCCUUUAGCACUUUUAAUCAGCAAGGGAGCCUAAGGGCGGAGGAAAAAGUGGUUCUGCCCCGGCAUCUUUUCUUGAAACAGCUGAGACAGCAAAACAUCGGGGAGGACAGUUGCACUCUGUGCUACGAUCAGAAGGCCAGUGUGCGGUUGCUGCCUUGUCGACACGAGGGAUUUUGCACUUCCUGCGCCGAACUGCUCGCCGAAUGUCCGAUGUGCCGCUCGCCCUUUAGUCAGUUAUUAAUCGACGAAACGCCGCCCACGUGACACAAACAAUUAUUCACGUGCUGGUCUUAAUUAUUUAUAUUUUUUUAAAUUUCAGAUGUUGUAUAUAACGAUUGUUGAAUUUUUAUAUCGUGAAGAUUUCAUCGUGAACCGAGGUUAUUUUUUUAUGUGGAAUCGAAAUGUUCAGGGUAUAAAAGAAGCUGUUUAUCCUAGGGUUUUUUUUUAAUUAUUGGGUUACUCACUCGCAUGCGAGUCUAAACAAUAAGCUGAAUAAGUACGCUACUAUCACCUGAAUCGAACGACGAUAUCUUUUUAUAUUUUGAUACUAGCCUAGGCGAUUUUUUAUGAAUAUAAUACGAGUAUUCUUUAGUGGUACUAAUUUUCUUGAAAGUUGCAUUUAUUUGUCAUAAUGUUUCGCGAUUCGAUCCAAAAAAAAAAUGUUCGAGUGCUAAAUCGGGUGAUCCGGUUGGCCCUUUAGGAGGUCGAGUCGCGAAACCCCUUUUUACCUGAAGAAAAUCCAUACAUAAGGCAGGAGUUUGAUGUUGUUAUUAUUAUUUCUCUGUUUAAUAUUAUACGUUGACUAAUUUACUUGUUAUUUUGUUCUUAGGCAUUUGUUUAAAAAAUUAACAAUUUAAUCUUAAGGGAUGGACGCUAUGAAAUUUAAUGUUUUAACAAUAAAAUUUCUUACAUGAG